Aspergillus clavatus NRRL 1 is the source of this 1788-nucleotide messenger RNA. RefSeq lists its product as uncharacterized. Lineage: Eukaryota; Fungi; Ascomycota; Eurotiomycetes; Eurotiales; Aspergillaceae. Gene Ontology annotation, molecular function: zinc ion binding; DNA-binding transcription factor activity, RNA polymerase II-specific. The transcript has 2 exons. Bases 1 to 1788 code for a protein of 595 amino acids. Gene Ontology annotation, biological process: regulation of DNA-templated transcription. The record is from RefSeq and is a predicted model, not a curated record.
AUGUUCGCAAGCCCGCCGACCCGGCCAAUAACUAUUUCAACCGGGCUUCUGAGGUCAAAAUCAGGAUGCAAAACUUGCAAAGUCCGAAGAGUCAAGUGCGGAGAGGAGAAGCCACGCUGUGUCCGAUGUACUAGCACGGGUCGCAAGUGCGAGUAUGAAGACGCAAGAGUUUCCCUACUCGACAACCCCCUGUCUAUAUCACCGAACACGGUAUCGCGAGAACGUCGCGCUUUUGCCUUUUAUUUCCAACAUGCUGCACCCUUCGUCGGCGGUGGACUGGAUGUUGAGUUCUGGCGCACCUCCGUCCCGCAGAUCUGCCGCAGUGAGCCCGCUGUAUGGGAUGCCAUCAUCGCCAUCGGCGCGCUAUUCGAGAGUCCCGAGCCAUACCCGGAUUCCGUCUCUGUCCGCCGGGCAGGUGCGCGCAAUGCCAACCAGAAUCAGCGAGACGCGUUGGGCUGGUACUCGCGCUCGGUAUCCACCAUCCGCCAGCGGAUUGAAACGGGUCACUUGGAUAUCUUUGUUGGAUUGGUCACUUGUAUCCUGUUCAUCUGCAUCGAGGCGAUUCAGGGAGGUGUGGAAGAGUCGUUGUAUCUAUAUGGCCAGGGCGUGCGCCUCAUUCUGGCCAUGCGCGCCCAGAUUACUAGCGGCACCGUCUCGGCGACCAAGGCUUCUCUGUUAGAGGAUACGAUUGUUCCGAUUUUCGUCCGUCUUGGGCUGCUCGCUCUUCCCAUCUCGGGUGUUCCGGUGAGCCCUCUGCUACAGGGUACUGAACAUCUGACAAUGCAAGGAUUCGUCUCUCUCAAGUCUGCUCGGGAUGCGAUCGUGUUUCUAUCUGCGGAGGCACAGCUUUUCCAAGACAGAUGCAUUGAAUAUUUUCGGACUUCUCAUGCAUCCCAUAUGCCCCAAGAAUGGAUACAUGAGCAAACGGCCCUAUUGACAAGGCUCAGGCGCUGGCACACCGCGUUUACUAGCUUGAUGGAUUCAUUACGCGCGAAAGAUACCCUCUCUCCACAGCAGAUCGCGACCAGUGCCCUUCUCUUGAAUUAUCAUGAAGGGAUAUAUAUAACCAUAUCAACUAGCGCAUCGCCAUCACCGACCAGCACCGAUGCUUAUGAACCAAACUUCCAAAAUAUAGUCGACCAGUCUCGUAUCGCUCUGAGUGCUUCGAUGCAGUCAGACGGCACACAACCACCAUUUACAUUUGAAAUUAGCGUCGGUCUUCCACUCUGGUUCACCUGCCUCCGGUGUCGCGAACCGAGAAUCCGACGCACCGCAUUAUCCCUAUUCCGCCGAGUGCCUCGUUUUCAAGGCUUCCAGAACUGCCACACCGCUGCAAUCUUCGGUGAACGGAUUAUGAUGCUGGAAGAAACAUAUGCGAUGGCGAUGAACGAAGCUCGAGGGAUUAUCGAUCCCACGACAUGGGAGCCAACGAGGACUCCCUCUGACUAUCAAUCCCAGAGCCCGGAGAAUAGCAGCGACCUUCUCGAAUCAGAAAUUAGCAGACAAUUCUCCAUUCCAGACUCUGCAUAUGCCCCAAGCCUGUCCCCCGUGCUUCCUGACUCGGGAACCAGAAUACCCACCGCCGUGCUCAUUCCAGAAGAGGCACGCAUCGGACCCAUACAUCUUUUCCGGCCUCAGGAUGGUCUUCCUCCUGGAACGACUGAGAAAGACAUUGCGAAGUGGAACCGAAGGCUUGACCAGACGUUUUUGCGCUUUUCACGGAAGGAGCGUGAUUUGGGCAGUCAUACUUGGCGGACAGUCCACGAAUAUAUCCCUAUUGAUCUGUGA